AUGUUGAACAAGAAGUUAUCCGAGAAUGACGUGCGAGCUCUAUUUGCCGGCCAUGGCGCCAUCGAGGAGUGUACAGUACUCCGUGACGCUCAGGGCCAGAGCAAAGGCUGCGCCUUCGUCACCUUCGUGUCGAAGCAGGCAGCGAUUGCCGCUAUUAAGGCCCUGCACCACAGUCAAACAAUGGAGGGCUGUUCGGCGCCGCUCGUUGUUAAAUUUGCGGAUACACAGAAAGAAAAAGAGCAGAAGAAGUUACAGGCGAUGCAAGCGAGUCUAUGGGGACUGACGACCCCCGUGACCCCUGCGGCGUAUUUGGCGUCCGAGGCGGCUCUGUCCCCCGCUACACAACUGCAGCUGCUACAACAACUGCAGGCGGUUGGAUUGCAGCAGCAGCUGUUGCAGAGUCAGGGGUCUACGUUAUUACAAGGUGUUAACUAUCAGGAUAUCGGUUUCAAUGGCGCAGGCCUGAGCGGAAGUGGAGUGACGGGUGUGGGGGGAAUUGGAGGUGGAGCUGCUGAUCAGCUCGGGGGUUUGUUAGCACCCGUCUCAGUGCAGAAUCUGGCCGCGUUGGCAGCCAUGACGCAACCGCCCGUUGUGACGCAGGCGGCUCCCAUUGCGCCGGCCGCAGCACCGCAGCCCGCUGCUCCACAGUUGUGUCUUCUCGGGAAGACUAACAUCACAGGGUCCACGGCGGAGCCGCUGAGCUCGGCAUACGCGGCGCAGUUCGGGUCAGCUUUUGCGGCCGCGCCGCUCGGCUCAGUGCUGGGCUCAGCCGCAGCAGCCGCCGCAGGGAAGCAAGUCGAAGGUCCGGAAGGAGGCAACCUGUUCAUUUACCACCUGCCACAGGAGUUCACCGAUACGGAUCUGGCAUCAACUUUCCUGCCGUUUGGCCACGUGAUAUCGGCAAAAGUGUUCAUAGAUAAACAGACGAACCUAUCAAAGUGUUUCGGCUUCGUCUCGUACGACAACGCCGCCUCAGCGCAGGCCGCAAUACAAGCUAUGAACGGCUUUCAAAUAGGUACAAAGAGACUCAAAGUUCAAUUGAAACGUUCUAAAGAACUAUCAAGACCAUACUAG
Messenger RNA from Parnassius mnemosyne (clouded apollo), 1074 nucleotides. Lineage: Eukaryota; Metazoa; Arthropoda; Insecta; Lepidoptera; Papilionidae. The record is from the annotation of a GenBank genome assembly.